Messenger RNA from Ictalurus furcatus (blue catfish), 2733 nucleotides. It is a transcript of the gene yars2, whose product is annotated as tyrosyl-tRNA synthetase 2, mitochondrial. Gene Ontology annotation, cellular component: mitochondrion; cytosol. Gene Ontology annotation, biological process: tyrosyl-tRNA aminoacylation. Bases 194 to 1636 code for a protein of 480 amino acids. Lineage: Eukaryota; Metazoa; Chordata; Actinopteri; Siluriformes; Ictaluridae. The transcript is spliced from 5 exons. Gene Ontology annotation, molecular function: RNA binding; tyrosine-tRNA ligase activity; ATP binding. The record is from RefSeq and is a predicted model, not a curated record.
GUCACUGCAUGGCAUGUAUAUUCAUAUUUACCUGUAACAAAGAAAAAUGUGUAAUUCUGUAAAACUGUUUGAACAUACAGCGAGUUGUGACUGAUUCGAUCAGAGACUGCUAGGCUGACGUAUGAAAGUAGCUGAGUGAGAUUUGUAUCCAACAGGGAGCAGCAGUGAGCGCCUUAAUGACGUCAUUUCCAACAUGGCGGCGUCCUGUGGCCGCAACCUGUGCAGAGGAUGGCGAGGGAAAACGGGGUUUAUUUUAAAAAGCCCGUCUCCGGUUUGGUUUCCGAAGGCUACCUUUCACACAUCCUCAGUCGGUAGAAACGGAUUUCUGUCAUCGCUUCACAAACGAGGCUUUCUGAAGGAGUCUUUCCCUGAAAACGCGGCUCAGGUGAAUCUUCCUCAGCUGCUGCAUUCGGCCCCGCAGACCGUGUACUGCGGCUUCGACCCGACCGCCGACAGCCUGCACGCCGGCCACCUGCUGCCGCUCAUCGGCCUGCUGCACUUCCGCAACGCCGGGCACCACGUGAUCGCGCUGAUCGGCGGAGCCACGGCGCGGAUCGGCGACCCGAGCGGCAAAUCCAAGGAGAGAGAGUGCCUGUCAGCCGCCGUGGUGGACAGCAAUGCCAGGUCCGUGCUGGAAAGCUUGCACCGGAUCUUCACCAACCACGAGCUUUACUUCUGUAGCGAUCCGCAGAGACUGGGCACCGUGCGCGUGCUGAACAACGCCAGCUGGUACCGGGACUGGACCGUGGUGGAGUUUCUGGCCGAGGCGGGCCGGUAUUUCCGCAUGGGCACUCUGCUGAGCAGACACAGCGUGCAGUCCCGCUUAAAGAGUGCCGAGGGCAUGAGUCUCAGCGAGUUCUCUUACCAGCUCUUCCAGGCCUUUGACUUCUAUUACCUGCAUCAGGUGCACGGCUGCAGAAUACAGCUGGGGGGCACAGAUCAGCUGGGGAACCUGAUGUCCGGCCAUGAAUUCAUUCACAAAAAGACAGGAGAGGAAGUAUAUGGACUGACAGUACCACUGUUGACCACCUCAAUGGGAGAUAAGCUGGGAAAGACUGCAGGAAAUGCUGUAUGGCUGAACCGGAAUAAAACGUCUCCCUUUGAGUUCUACCAGUAUUUCCUCAGACUGCCAGACAACAAUAUGGAACAUUACCUGAAGCUGUUCACCUUCCUGCCACUGGCUGAGGUGGAGAAAGUGAUGGAGCAGCAGCGGCAGGAUCCAGGCAAGAGAACAGCACAUAAACGGCUUGCUGCUGAGGUAACCAAGCUGGUGCAUGGCAAAGAGGGGCUGGAAAGUGCCAAACGAUGCACCUACGCUCUGUACCACAGCAGCAUCGAGGCUCUGCAGCAGAUGGAUGAUGCUGAACUGAAGGAGUUGUUCAGAGAAGCACCAUUUCAGGAGUUCUUUCUAGAGCCAGGUACCACGGUACUGGAUGCCUGUCGUCGGUGCCAGGCCAUUCCUGAAGGACCCAGAGGGUAUCAAAUGAUAACUGAUGGUGGUGUGUGGAUUAACCACCACCGGGCCUCAAACCCUGAGCAGGUACUUGUCCCAGGUCAGCACAUCCUCUCGAACGGACUCAGUCUGAUCCGAGUGGGCAAAAAGAACUUCUACAUCAUUAAGUGGCUGAGCAUGUGAUUCACAUCUUAACUAUGGAUAAAUUAAGAGUCUGCACAAAUGAAGUACUGGACAUGUACUCGUUGUACAAGCCAUACACAGAGUGAUGUUUGUUUAUGGAACCACAGGGCUGCUGAUCAGUGGAUUUUGUAAGGCUCCUUGUAGGAAGAAGAGACCGGCUACAAGGAGCCGUGCUGCAGAAAUAUAGAAGAACUGAGAAAAGAUCCUAUUAAACACUGCGUUUGUUUGUGUGUUUUGUCUCAGAAAUUUUAUACCACUCAUGUUAAGAACCAGGAAAAUGUUCAACCUUUUAAAGUGCAGUUAUACAUUCUGCCACAAGAUGUCAGUCAAGUGUUGUUGUUUUUUUCUAGAGGCCUAUACAGUUUUAAAUUCCUUUCUUCCAAGUUUCAGAAAUUAGAGCAACCCCGGUCCUGCACAUUUUCGUGUUUGCCCACCUCUAACUCACAUAGUUCAGGCUCAUAAGUUGAAUCAGGUGCGCUGGGACCAAGAGAGAAAAAAAAAAAAGCAGGACCAGGAUUGAGAAGUACUACAUGAGGUGUAUGAUGUAUAAUACAACCUUGUGAGUUGCAAAUUAUUAUUAUUUUUUUAAUUAAGUCAUUUGAAGGGCAAGAUUUUGUUACACUUCAUAUACCAUAAAUGCAAGAUGUCUCAGAUAUUCCCACUUCUCAAAUAAAUGUCACACUGGAUUGAGGAAAAACACAUCAUUCGUUUAUUUUGAAAGACAGUAUUACUGGGAUUACUGCCAUGUGCCAAUAAUAAAAUUAUGAAAUUAGGGGAAUAAUUACCUAGCAAGAAUUGUGUGCCUCAGGCAUUUGAGCAACUGAAUGUCAGUCAUAAUGGACACCAAAUGUAGUCAAAUCAUAAGCAGAAUUAAGGGAGGGGUCCGCUGUGUGGUUUUGUUAAAGUGUUAGUCGAUUACCUACGUUUGCACGAUUUCAUCAGAGUUUCUAGAAGUCCUGAUUAAUCACUUCUAGAAACAAGCAUGAUUGUUUGACUCUCUGGACCACUGAGAUCUCAGAUUAUGUCAUGUUUUACUUCCACAUAGUUGUAGUAAUGAGUCAUGCAGCGCAACAAAACAAAAAAAAACAAACCCUAUA